UGCACACCCCUGGCAUCGCAAUCUUGGACAAGACCUUGCCUUGCACGCUGCCAUCGGUCCACGCCGGGCAUUUUGCAUCGCCAACCGAGCGCACGCUCAUGCACGCCGGCAGGGCCUGCAAAAUCACGAGCAACGCAACGACCCGAAGACGGACGCCGCAGCGCUGUUGCCACGAAGUCGUCGCGCGACGGGCCUCAAACAGGCGGGUCGCCGCGGCCGUGACAGGCUGCCCGGACCUAAAUUCGGAACGGCCAUGCGCCCACGCUCUCACCUCACCAUCGUCUGAACAUUCUGCGACGACGACAUGGUUGGCCCCGCGGGCGUGUUCUGGGAGAGCCCGAAACGUUGCCCGACCGCCCUGUAUCUGCGCCUGCGUGUUCCGUCUGGGUCGUCGCCGUUGGCCCGCGCUCGUCUGGACGUCGGGAGCGGGCCAAUGACUCGGCCACGAAUGCCGUCCUCGCCUCUUCCAUCGCCAGGCCAGGUCGAUACAGUUAGUUACCUGGCUGAGCCCUGGCGGCGCAAUGCCCGUCAUCCGCAUCGCCUUGUGGAUCCGCAGGCGACCGGGCCCCCGGCUGGGAAAUUGGCCCUCCAUCGCCUCUGAGCGCUAGCGUCCCAGGGCUGGGCUGUGGCCCUGCGGCAGUCUGCCAGUCCUUGCACGCCCGUCGACGUGACGCCGGGCCUCACCACCCGAGCCCAUCACAUCAUGCGUGCUACCUACUACCUGCGCGCGGCGUUCGGCCACGAUGGAAGGACUGACAUGGAUGGUACUUGCUUUGUACCUGGCCGGUAGGCAAGGCGGAUGCCAAGUGGAUGUCCAUCGGGUCGAUGGCUCGAUCCAGAGCACCCACAGACGAGGAGCUGCCAGACAAUUGCCCUUGGGUCCCCUCCUCCCCCGGGUGGUUCGUCUGGUUUCGUUCGUCUCUUUCUACUACUACUACUACUACUACUACGUCGUUGCAGUAAUUAUGCUUCUCCCAUCCGUGUUCGACGUUUUGUCGUCUGCUAUUUUCUAGCUCUCUCGUUGAUGUGCCGCUUGUUUUCUCCAUCGUCAAAGAGCGACACUUAUCUUCCCUUGCCUCGAUCCGGGGACGCCCGCUGUCUGGCUAUUCCCACCGCCUGCGUCUCUGGCCCCGCGACUAGGCCGAGGCCGCCGUCUUUGGGCAGAGUACGCUGUCUCAAGCUGGACACGCGAUCCCGCCUUUCUAAGACGCUGCUUGCUGUAAUUGCCUCGACGGCAUUGCUUCUUCUCUGGCGUUACCGACACCCGCUCGUCCGUCUCCUAUUACACGACAGCUAGGCUCACAGGUUUCCUUCCCUCCCCCGGCUCUGACAGGCGACCUUCGAACAUGCUGCACGGCUUUGUAGCCGUGGUGAAGCAGCUCUCCCGACUCUGACCUCUUGACACCGCCGACCAACUGCUCAUCACCAAGGACAAUGUUCACCAAGGCCGUACGCGUGUGGGCGAUCCUGUGCCUGGUAUUGGCCCUGCAGCUGGCUGCCGCCCAGAGCUUUCGGGUGGUGGUGAGGAGGCAAGAUGGCGACAGGACAGUAUUGCCUAGUAUUACCGGUGAUGUGUCGGCUCCCCCUUCGAUCACCGGCAUGGGCGCUUCGACGACGGGGACCGAUGAUGUACGCACGGCGUCAAUAACAUCCCCUCCGAGCGGCACGGACAUGGCCAGCGCUCAUCCGACUUCCUCCACCAUUAGCACAGACGGACCUUUGAAUAAUUCCACCUUUCUGAACGCUACGAUCCCCGUCGGCCAGCUACCGUUGCCUCCCCAGAUAACACCGGGAUGGGGCGUAGCUGGAGUCAUCAUGCUUAUUACUGGCGUAACAUACACACUGGUUGGCAUCAAGAAUCGUUGGAUCCACACCUUCUUCUCUACAGCUUAUAUUACGGCGCUCGGCGUGGCGGUAUUAAUUAUCUAUGUCAUGAAUAUCCCCGUGAGCAACGCCAUUCAGGGUGGGUAUGUCGUGGCUGUUGUCAUGUCGGGCUGCGCCGUUGGUGCCGCCUCCAUGUUCUUCAAAGAGCUGACGGAAGGGCUGGGAUGCGCGCUGGGAGGUUUCUGUGUCAGCAUGUGGCUGCUGUGCUUGGUGCCGGGGGGGCUGCUACAAUCUGUGCCCUCCAAGGCCAUCUUCAUUGCUGUUUUCACGCUGGUUGGCUUCGGCUUCUAUUUCAGCCGCUGGACCCGAGACUGGGCGCUCAUCGGCAUGAUCUCGUUUGCCGGCGCCACUGUCACAGUGCUUGGCAUUGACUGCUACAGUCGUGCAGGGCUCAAGGAGUUUUGGGUCUACAUCUGGCAGAUCAACGGGAACCUAUUUCCUCUUGGCGCCGACACGUAUCCCGUCACCAAGGGCAUCCGGGUAGAGACUGCCGCCAUCGUCAUCAUUGCUCUGGUCGGCAUCAUCUCUCAGAUCAAAUUAUGGAUCAUUGUCCGGGAGAAGCGGGAGAAGAGAGCUGCGGAGCGAGCGGAGGACCAGAGAAACCUCGAAGUCGAAGAAGAAAAUGUCGGCAGGCAGGUGGAGGAGACCAAUGCCCGUGAGCGUCGCCGCUGGGAGCGAGUCCAUGGAGAGGGCACCAUCGGCAGCGGAGAUUCCCGCAUGUCGGAUUACGGAGACUACGGGAGCGAGAAGAGGCUCAGAGGCAGCCACGCUGGCUCGUACAAACCUCGAUCGUCGGCCGAGGUGUACGAGAUGGCUGACAUCUCCGAAUCGGAACAGUCGCGCAGCGGACCCAACGCGUUGAUGGAGGCAGAAGAAGCCCAGGAUGGCAAGAUCACAGUACGAGUGGCCGCCGAGGAUGUACCCGAGUCACAGACGGACGUCGGCGACGAAGUGGAUGAGAAGGCUGCGAGAAUGGGCGAGAGCGCCGCAAUGUCGGGCAUCGGCGCGAAACGACUCUCUCAGAGAACCGCUACGAGCAAGCGAAUGUCGCAAGCGCAGACAGUCACCGAGGCCCCAGAAGUCGUCCCGCUCCCGUUCACUGUCCCAGAAGAUAACGAUGUCGAAUCUGUUUGCGACAGGUCCUCCGUCGCCACCUUUGCAGACGAAGUGGAGGAUGGGACGACGACGCGACGGCAAAACGCCCGUCCCUCACAGGGAUCGGCCGCGUUGUUGAGGAGCCCAUCUGCAGGAGCAAAGCGCGGCCAGAGCGGUGCGAAUCCAGAACCCGGUGAGAGCUCCCAACAACUGAUUCAGGAGCCGAACCCCGAUGAUGGAGACGAUGAGUCCUUGGCUGCCACUGUCGACAAUGAUAGCGUCAGUGGUGCCGAUCGAGAUUCGAUAUACUCUGAGCACACGCACAGGAGCCGCGAGAUUCAUGCCAACCUGUCACAUGAGGACGCUGAAGCGGCCGCAUCCUGCGACGCCAAACAAAAAGCACCCGAGGAAUCAACGACGGCGGGUCAAUCUCAUCAAGUGGGAGGGGGGUCAGAAGAGCAACCAGAGAAUGUGGAGGCCGCAGAAGAGCAUACAGACGCAGCGAAUGCACCCAAAAAUGCCACAGAUGACUCUUCUACACCUCCUGGCCCUCCACAGGAAAAUGCAGGAGAUUCGGCGGCGCAGAGCCAGGCAGCGUCUGCGGUCGAUCCUGUGCCAGACCCUUCGGAGAAGCCAAAGUCCGCCGCCAAAUCCGUCGCCACGUCCGUUGCAUCGACACCCGCGAGUUUGACCCAAGAUCGUCUUCCACGGCCGCUGUCGCGCGUGGCCAUGUCUUAUCGGACGAACGAAUGGGUCAAGCACCUGAGCUACGCAGACACGCCCGAUUUGGAUGACUUACACGUCAGCGAUGCUGGCCGUCCGGCUAAAUCUGUUGCCAAGGAGCGUUCCGUGCCCGUCGACGUGGAAGAGCUUCAGAGAACGGCGACAGAGGGGAUAGCUCCUUCUGCGAUGAAACAGUCUGAACCCCAACCUUUGACCACGCCCCGCGCUCCUAAUGUUUCGAGGCGAACGUCGAAGCAGGAACACCCCACGGGCGCUCAAAUUGGCCACCGUCCUCAAGAGAGCGAGAUGAUCCGAAAUGCAACAUCCCCACCUCCACUGGCGACACUAUCGCCAACCCCUCCGGCAGGUAUCGGCCCGUCUCGAUCGACAUCGUCGAUGGCUUUGCGAAAAGUGUCUCCAGGAUUCGAUCCUAUAGUGGAGGAGCGGCAGAUCGAGCCGCCCAUCGCAGAGUCCGGUCACGAGGAAGCGUCAAGGUCGAGCACUGUAUCGCGAAGUCCGUCUCUUGCCGGCACCGAAGCACCACAGCGUGCUGCAGUACUCGGCGUCGUGUCCUACGCGAGCCCUCAGACGCUGAUCGGGCAGCGCGAGAUGUUUCUGCGGAGUAAAUCGCAGGCAAGUCUCCUCGCACAGUCGCCCGAGCCGACGUUUGCGGUACAUGGUCCUGGUCCUGGCAGCGAUGCUGGAUCGAUGUAUAACUAUCCUGUUCCGGCUUCACAGCUUAACGUCGCCGACCCUGACGAUCUCCCUUUGAGUCAACGGAGGCAGAUAAUGCGGCAGAGCAGCCUCAUGUCCUUAUCCCAGCCGAACAACUCGGUUCACCGCCUGUCCCAUGUCGGUCAUGAGAGUGCGGAAAGUCUGCCUUUCAACUCUCAUCAGCCCAAAAGGUCGUCGACGUUGCUCAAUCGGUCCGCACGCGACUCGCAGCUCGCCAGUUUCCGCCAGUCGGUGCAGCAGGACCUCCGCUCUGGGACGCCAAUCAUGGCUACAUCCGGACGAGAGUCCCCCUUUACCGCGUCCUCGCUCCUAGGCAAUCGCGAGGCCGAAGUGCAGCGCAACAUUGAGAUGCAACGCAACGUGCUGAUGGGCCAGAAGGAGGCCGAAUCUCAGCGGAGAGAGAUGCAGCGACGCGAAAAGGAGUACCUCGAUCGCGCUUUUGACGAGCGCAUGAGGAGUGGGGACUUGCUCGAGGUGCACCGCGAAGCGAUGCGAAAGAUGCAAAAGGGGGCCCGAUAAUAAAUGAGGGGGAAGUCAGGGGGCCUCCUACUACCAACGAAAUCGAGUCACGACAAAAGACGACGACGACACACAUGCCUUUAUCGACUUACAUACGUUUCAUUCCGCUCUUUUUGUUCAUGCAUUGCCGGUUGUUGCUUGUGCACGACAUGCUGUUGAUACCAAAGGCUAUUUUUUGGCGCUAGGACUUGAAACCCAGGCGCACAUUGAAAAUAUAGGGGAGCACAUCUGAACGACAUAAUGGGGGUUUGGAGGGGGGUGGGGGUAGUAGAUAGGAUCCAUUUGACAACAUUUUCAAGAAC
Purpureocillium takamizusanense is the source of this 5258-nucleotide messenger RNA. RefSeq lists its product as uncharacterized. The coding region runs from base 1435 to 4956 and encodes 1173 amino acids. The record is from RefSeq and is a predicted model, not a curated record. Lineage: Eukaryota; Fungi; Ascomycota; Sordariomycetes; Hypocreales; Ophiocordycipitaceae. The transcript has 2 exons.